Heterobilharzia americana is the source of this 600-nucleotide messenger RNA. The record is from the annotation of a GenBank genome assembly. NCBI's taxonomy places the organism in Eukaryota, Metazoa, Platyhelminthes, Trematoda, Strigeidida, Schistosomatidae.
GACAAUUACUCGUAUUUGUUCAUGUUAUUAAUAAGAAGACCAUAUGUAACUUCAAAAUAUUUUUCAAAUUGUGAAAAUUUAUGAUGUUCACAGUUAAGAAUAUAAGUCCAUGAAUACACUCACUUUUUUUCAAAAGUGUGAAGUAUUUUCACAAACAACCAUUUCCGUUUGUUGUUCCCUCUUCACCUGAUCAAAGCAUUCUGUUUGAUUGUCCGUCCCAUUUUAUAUAAAGCCUACAUUCUUUUCUCAUGAUUGGUAAAGAGAUGGUUGGGAAGCUAGCAGUUAUGCUUAUCAGUGUGUAUUUAAUCAUGCUGUACACUAGCCAAACAACUUCCAAAGUUCAUGCUGAACCAAUACAACGAUGGUUUCCUAUGGCCCCCGGAUCAUUUAAAAGAAAUCCAUUCAGUCAAGUUGAUAGCAGAGAAGACUUAACAGGUCCGUACCUUGAAGAUGAACAAGAUUUCAACAAACGUGCUGUGCGUUUGAUGAGACUUGGAUAACUGACGGACAGGAAAGUUUAAUAUAUAACAUCUGAAAUAUUCGCGAAACACGAAUGUAACUAUCACAUUCUUAAUUUAACUAAUACAAAAUCACUUAAUA